AUGGUUAGUUCAUCGGCACCGUCCUUAAAAAGCGAGUACAGUUUGAGUGAGGGGAUGAAAGAGAAGCCUGUCAUGAACGUAGACGAUGGGUACCUGCUCCUAUACCACCAUUACGCGCUAUCGAACGAAUACUACGCACACGAGCGGGAGCGAGUUCAGCACAGUUUGAUUAUUCUCUUCAUGAUAGGCACCUCUGCAAGGCCGUCGACGCUCGUCGAAGGGGGCGGCUACUACAACACAAACGAAUGCCUUAAGUACAACGAUAUUGAGAUAUUCAAGGUUAGAGAUCCAAACCUCCCCUCUCAACAAGUCUUUCUUAUGAGAGUCCGGCUUCGGCUUCUCAAGGGCAAAAGAGACAAGGGCCUGCCGAUCAAGGUGGUGUUUUGUGAGCGAGACGAUAAUCUUGCUUUUUGCGCCAUUCUGCAAGUUUUCGGGCUCGCCUUCGCAGAUGACGCCUUCGACAGUGACUGGAUCAAGCAGCCAAAGGACUUGUAUACAUUUUCGGUCCCACCUCACCUGCAAAGUGUGCAGCUACAUUGGAAAGAGUCAAUGCAGGACAUUCCGAUUUUCCGGCGAUCUGUUUUUCGCGGCGGGCAGGCGACCAUAUCACCGAAUAGAUCGGUUCAGUACAUGAAUCUCUAUUACCAGAACGCGCGACUAGGUAAAUCUGCUGGUUUUGCAGAUCCUCUCGGGCUAUACAGCUAUCGUAGAGGCGCUGGUGAAGCGAUUGAUUGCGUAGCUGGUUCAGAUAUGCGGAGCUUUAUGAUGGGCCAUGCUCGUGCAAGUCUCUUUGAGCGCUAUUAUCGUAAUAGCGUUGUCCAGCUCGAUUCGGUAUCCACGUUCCUCGAAGUGCCUUCCAGCGACGCGCUGAUCAAACUGGCUGGGCAUAUGAGCUUGACCCGGGAUCUCUCUGCGGCCGAUUCCAUCAACGUCGAGGAUUCUGCGGUUGACAGCGACCCUAGUAUCCAAGAAAUCGAAAAGACGUGCCUCCGGUUUCGGAAAGACCUCAUUGAAACUUUUGGGAAGAUCAAGAACGGAACGGGCACGGAGCUCUACGAUACGUACCGGCGCGAGCGAAGCCAUUUACGCAGCGAGAGGAUUAAGGUAAAACGGGCGCUCGAGGAAGAAGCCCGGCAACAGUAUUUCCGGACCGCCGGGACUAGGUAUAUCGAUGAACAGCGACGCGGCAUCGCUCGUGAAUAUGUCGAACCGAAACCUAUAUUCCAAUUCGAGGAACAGGAGAGGCUGGCAGCGCUCCUCUUCCAGAAUCGAGAUGUUCGGCAAGUAUCUGAGGAAGAGAUUUACGGGGUAGCGCAUUGCAGCGAUGGAUAA
Molecule: messenger RNA, 1332 nt
Organism: Eremomyces bilateralis CBS 781.70
Lineage: Eukaryota; Fungi; Ascomycota; Dothideomycetes; Eremomycetales; Eremomycetaceae
Exons: 3
Coding region: 1-1332 (443 amino acids)
Source: RefSeq, a predicted model, not a curated record